This is a messenger RNA of Cryptomeria japonica (Japanese cedar), 2537 nucleotides long. RefSeq names its product probable galacturonosyltransferase 13. The record is from RefSeq and is a predicted model, not a curated record. The transcript is spliced from 6 exons. NCBI's taxonomy places the organism in Eukaryota, Viridiplantae, Streptophyta, Pinopsida, Cupressales, Cupressaceae. Gene Ontology annotation, molecular function: polygalacturonate 4-alpha-galacturonosyltransferase activity. Bases 732 to 2321 code for a protein of 529 amino acids.
AAUUUAUGGGAUCAUGCCUGCGGCCGCUGUAAAUACACGUGAUGUAAUAAUCUCAAUUGAACUUAUCGAGAUGGAAGUGGAAGGAAACCAAUCAAAAUCAGUGAAGCGGUUGGCGCUCUGUUCCAAGGAAUUGUGCCCCACCGGCCUAAACGCUGCUUCUACUCAAUACCCACUCACCUACCAUCCCAGAAAUCUAACUUCCAGACCACAGACAAGCCAAAACUAGGCUUCAAAUCAGCAGAGCUUAGACUCUAAGCAUUUCACAGUCACACAAAACUGAAAAAGAUUUGACUUUGAGACGGAUAUAGUAGAAAAGUCCUGUAAGGACUCACGGAAAUGAGAAAUUGAGACAGACCCAGUUGGAAAUUCCCCUGUUUUGAAGCAAGUACGCAUGGUUUCAGAAGGUCCUAGUUGAAAAAUCCCCAGUUCCAAUUUAAGCCCACAUGAAAAGAGAAAAGUGGAUUUCGGAAUGAUACAAUGUGGUAGUUUAAUAUCGUCCAUCCACUUGGAAAGCAUUGGGAUUUGAUCAAAUGAAUGAUGAAGAAGAACUGAUUUUUAAAAACAUUGGUAAUUGAGCAAGUCCAUGGUGAAGAAGAACCGAUUUUGAGGAGAUUUCGGUUAUAAGACAUUUGGGUACGAGAGGAUUUCAAUUGAGAAGGAUAUCGGUUGGUUUGUCAAUACUGAGAAACAGCUCUUAGAUAUAGCGAUUCAGUAUAGAACAAGCCUUCAAAAUGCAGGUGCAUAUAUCCCCUGGUAUGAGAAGAAUCACAAUAUCAAUUUCAAGUGGUCUACUGGACUUGAUGAAGAUUAAGGUUUCAGGGCGCAAGCUCUCGUACAGAACUAAGGUGUAUUGCUUAUUACUUCUGGCAUUGUUGAUGUCAUCUAUAUUUGCUUGGAUUGCGGUUGUUACCCUGGAGGAGGUCAGCGACUGCUCUUCAUUGAACUGUCUUGGGCGGAGAUUGACGCCAGGGUUCUUGAGGGAUUCGUACAGUUCAAGUAGAAACAUCAAGGAUAUGUACGAAGUUUUCAAAGUAAGUAGGCAAGCACCACCGGGAGGGCUGUUAGUCCCAGAUUCAUAUGCUGAUCUUGUUGAUGAUCUAAAGAAAAGUGGUUAUGACAUUAGAACAUUUGCAAUCAAGUUGAAAGCCAUGAUUGAGCAAAUGGAAUGGAAGAUUAAAUCUCAUAAGUUAGAAGAAUAUCAAUAUAGACAGAUUGCAUCGAGCAGCAUCCCAGAAGGCUUGCAUUGCCUUUCCCUUGGGCUCUCUGAUGAGUAUUCCUCAAAUGCUCAUGCCCGGAAGCAGUUGCCAUCUCCAGAAUUAGUAUAUCGUCUUACAGAGAAUACCUAUCAUCAUAUUGUCCUGGCAUCUGACAAUGUCCUUGCAGCAUCUGUAGUAGUUUCAUCAGCUGUGAGAAAUUUUAUAAAGCCAGAACAAUUGGUCAUACACAUAAUUACAGAUAAGAAGACAUAUUCAGCAAUGCAUGCUUGGUUUGCCUUGCAUCCUCUUAAUCCUGCCAUUGUUGAAGUGAAAAGCAUAGACCAAUUUGACUGGUUGACAGAGGAUCAGACUCCAGUUUUGAAAGAAUUAGAAAACCAUGUUAAGGUUCAAAGAUAUUACUACGGAGACCAUUCAAUUGGGAAAACUACUAAUGACAGUCUUCAUGUCCUGAACUUGAAACUGCAGUCAAGAAGCCCCAGAUACAUAUCAAUAAUGAACCACUUGCGCAUAUAUCUUCCAGAGCUCUUUCCAAAUCUCCAGAAGGUUGUGUUUCUUGACGAUGAUGUAGUAGUUCAGCGAGACAUAUCCACUUUGUGGGAUAUUGAUCUUCAAGGAAAGGUUAAUGGUGCGGUUGAAACAUGCAGGGGGAAAGACCCAUAUGUUACGUCAAAGAGUUUCAAGAAUUAUUUCAAUUUCUCUCAUCCACUUAUAUCAGGGAAUUUGGACCCAGAUCAGUGUGCAUGGGCAUAUGGUAUGAAUAUCUUCGAUCUGAAUGCUUGGAGAAGGACAAAUAUCAAGGAAGCUUAUCAUUACUGGAUCAGAAAGAAUCUGGAAUCUAAUUUCACACUCUGGCGAUUUGGAACAUUACCCCCAGCAUUAAUCUCUUUCAAUGGUCAUGUUCAUCCCAUCGAUCCCAGUUGGCAUAUGUUGGGAUUAGGAUAUCAAUCUAAAACUAAUCUUGAUGAUGUACAACAAGCUGCUGUAAUCCAUUACAAUGGGCAGGCUAAGCCAUGGCUCGACAUAGCAUUCCCACAUCUAAAACCUUUUUGGACGAUGUAUUUGGAUUACUCUGAUGAAUUCAUCAGAAGUUGUAACAUUAGAUAGUCUCAGCUUUGAUGCUUUGAGCUGUUUGUUAUACUGCAGGGAAUUGAGGGUAAUGGUGAACUACUUGGUUAGUUACGUGCCUUUUCUCUCAUUUCAAUGAAACUGUAAUUCCAGCUGUCUGCAGAUCCAUGGAUGAGCAAAGAUGUGUGCUAGAAGUUAAUCCUUUUGUAUUUUUGUAUUCUGUAAAAUUCUCAUUUAAAAGCAAUUUUGCUCGAA